AUGAACCUCGACGUCGGGAACGGAGCUGGGAAAGAGAUGAAAGAGGCAGUGACAGAGACAGAAUUCGUUAUCCCAGAGGUAGGGAUGUCCGUGGCAGAAGCCGAUCCCGUAGUCCACCUCGAAGAGGUGAACGCGACAGACGACCAGACAGGCGCGACGACAGACGCGACUAUGAUGACAGAAGAGACAGAGGUAAAGACAAAGAAGGACGGGACGAUAGGCGGAAGGAUGACCGUGAUAUUCGAGAUCACGGCAGAGACGACAGAAGGGAUUCUGGACGGAGAGACGAGAGGAAUAGACGGGACAAAGAUGGGGAUCACGAUAAGGACGGGAGGCAAAGAGAGAGGGACAGAGAUGAGCGAUUGA
Molecule: messenger RNA, 366 nt
Organism: Heterobasidion irregulare TC 32-1
Lineage: Eukaryota; Fungi; Basidiomycota; Agaricomycetes; Russulales; Bondarzewiaceae
Exons: 2
Coding region: 1-366 (121 amino acids)
Source: RefSeq, a predicted model, not a curated record